UGUGUCUGUUUGCUCUGCUGUUUGGAGUUGUCUGGGCCAUCACAGGAAGUGAGUGUUUACCUGGAGGAAACCUGUUUGGCAUCGUCAUCCUCUUCAUCUGCUCCGUGCUGGGAGGGAAGCUGGUGGGAAUGAUUCAGCUGCCCACACUGCCCCCCUUCCCCCCACUACUUGGUAUGCUGCUGGCAGGGCUGGUGCUGCGUAACGUUCCCUACAUAGCGGACGCUGUCUUCAUCGACACUCACUGGUCUGCAGCUCAGAACGUCGCCCUGUCCAUCAUCCUUACCAGAGCCGGACUGGGCCUCGACCCCUCGGCGCUGAGUCGCCUUAAGGCGGUGUGCGUGCGUGUUGCGGUCGGUCCCUGCAUGGUGGAGGCCUCCGUCGUUGCUGUGGUUUCUCACUUCCUGUUGGGUCUGCCAUGGGUCUGGGGCUUCAUACUGGGUUUUGUCCUGGCCGCAGUGUCUCCUGCAGUUGUGGUUCCUUCGAUGUUGCUCCUGCAGAGAGAAGGAUACGGCGUAGAGAAGGGAAUCCCCACCCUGCUGAUGGCUGCAGGGAGUUUUGAUGAUAUUCUGGCCAUAACAGGAUUUUCUACCUGUCUGGGAAUCGCCUUCUCUACAGGUUCUACGUGGAUGAACAUCCUAAAGGGUCUGCUGGAGGUGGUGGGAGGGAUCAUAGCCGGGCUUAUCCUGGGGCUGUUCUUGUCCUGUUUCCCCAGCAAAGACCAGGAGGACCUGGUUUUGAGGAGGACUCUCUUACUGUUGGGUCUGUCCAUAUUUUCGGUCUUCUUCAGUCAUGUUGUCGGUUUUGCUGGAGCCGGUGGUCUCUGUACGCUGGUGCUGGCCUUUUUGGCUGCUCUGGGCUGGAAGACCAACAAGGUCCCGGUGGCAGCCAUGGUGGGUCGGUCAUGGGAUGUGUUUCAGCCGCUCCUGUUUGGUCUGAUUGGAGCAGAGAUUACCAUAGCAACCCUCAGCCCCAGCACUGUGGGUCUGGGUCUGGCCUGUAUCAGUAUUGGUCUGGUGAUCCGCCUGCUCGUCACCUACCUGCUGGUUCAUUUUGGAGGAUUUAACCUGAAGGAGAAGCUCUUCAUCGCUGUGGCCUGGCUGCCUAAAGCCACAGUACAGGCUGCCAUUGGCUCCAAGGCAUUGGACAUGGCGAGGGAGGAGGGGGACCAGACCUUGAUAAAAUUUGGCUUGGACGUGCUAACGUUAGCGGUGUUAGCUAUCCUGGUCACAGCCCCCAUUGGAGCACUGGGUAUUGGACUAGCGGGACCUCGCCUCCUGGCCCGGCAGGUCAAAGCAGAUGAGACAGAAGAUGGAGGCACUAGUCCAAGCAACAAUGGGAUUGCUCAAGAAAAAGACAACGUGACACUUGAGAGCAAGUUAUGAGGCUUCUGACUGGACAGACAAAAGAAAGUAAUACUGUAAAUUAUACACUUUAAGUAAACCUUGUGUAGUUGCAGAUAUGCAGAUAACUGUAACAUAACUUUUAUAUCUGUUUCUUAAAUGCAUUGACAUGCUAAUGCUAAUGUUUUACUGUUUGUACUUUUAUGU
Messenger RNA from Micropterus salmoides (largemouth bass), 1547 nucleotides. Its product is annotated as sodium/hydrogen exchanger 9B2-like. Gene Ontology annotation, cellular component: membrane. Gene Ontology annotation, molecular function: antiporter activity. Lineage: Eukaryota; Metazoa; Chordata; Actinopteri; Centrarchiformes; Centrarchidae. Gene Ontology annotation, biological process: proton transmembrane transport. The record is from RefSeq and is a predicted model, not a curated record.